AUGGAAGCAACGACGGCGUGGGAAGCGCUGGCGACGGCGAAGGAGGCGGCGCGCCUCGCGGGUAAGCACAUGCGCCUGCACCUGGGCACGGAAGCGGUCUCGAAGAGCAACAAGGACGACCUCGUUACGGUCGUCGACAAGCAGUGCCAGGAGCUCAUUGCGACCCAUGUGGCCCGCAAGCACCCGACGCACCGCCUGCUUGGCGAGGAAGACGUGGCCGCCGGCAGUGACGCGUCGCGCGCUGCGAUUGCCGCCAUGGACGGCGCCGAAUGGCUUUGGGUCGUGGACCCGAUCGAUGGCACGACCAACUUUGUGCACGCGCGUCCUGCUAGCGUCGUCUCGGUCGCCGUCGCGUUCCGUGGCCAAGUGGUCGUCGGUGUCAUCUACGAUCCGUACCGCGACGAGCUCUUUAGUGCGAUGCGUGGCCAUGGCGCGUACUUGAACGAUGUUGCGAUCCAUGUGAGCCAAAAAGAAACGCAAUUCGAGCAGGCGCUCGUCGGCUUUGGCAUUGGCACCAAGCCCAGCGUGCGCUUGCCGAUGCUGGACGUCAUCCAUCACUUCUCCAACACGUGUCGUGGGCUGCGUCUGCAGGGCGCGGCCGCCUUGGAGCUCGCGUGGACGAGCUGCGGUCGCCAAACGGGCUUUUAUGAGCUCGACUUGAACUCGUGGGACGUGGCGGCGGGCUCGCUGCUUGUCACGGAAGCCGGUGGUGCGGUCACGGACUCGGUCGGCGGCGCGUUCAACCUCCACACGCGCCACAUCGUCGCGUCCAACGGCCACAUCCACAAUGACCUCCUGAGGUGCAUUGCCGAGGCCAACGCGACGCGUCCGCGCUAA
This is a messenger RNA of Saprolegnia diclina VS20, 837 nucleotides long. RefSeq lists its product as hypothetical. Gene Ontology annotation, biological process: phosphatidylinositol phosphate biosynthetic process; inositol metabolic process; signal transduction. Lineage: Eukaryota; Oomycota; Saprolegniomycetes; Saprolegniales; Saprolegniaceae. Gene Ontology annotation, molecular function: inositol monophosphate 1-phosphatase activity. The transcript has 2 exons. The record is from RefSeq and is a predicted model, not a curated record. Bases 1 to 837 code for a protein of 278 amino acids.